ACAGACGAUUCUCUGACCUCCAAGACCAGCUUAUUCUUCAUCAUCUCCAAUGAGGGAAACCAAAACCUGCACGUGUCCCAAGCCAACCUGUGGCUCUACUUCAAACUCCUGCCCAGCGCUUUAGAGAAGGGCUCCCGGAGGAAAGUCACGGUCAAAGUGUACUCGCAGGAGCCUGGCGUUGGCAGCAAGUGGAAUUUGGUGGAGAAACGUGUGGAUCUUAAACGCAGCGGCUGGCAUACGUUCCCAUUGACGGACGCCGUACAGAUGGUUUUCUCACAAGGCGACCGCCGUCAAAAUCUAGACGUUCGAUGCGAAGGCUGCGAAAAAAUGGGAGUCGUUCCAAUAUUAGUGAACAGCGCCGAUGAAUCCCAUCGACCUUUCCUUGUGGUUCAAGCGCGGGUGGCGGACAACAAACAUCGUAUUCGCAAACGAGGUCUGGAGUGCGACGGAUCCAACAGUCUGUGCUGCCGACAGCAGUUUUACAUCGAUUUUCGCCUCAUUGGCUGGAACGACUGGAUCAUCGCGCCGUCUGGGUAUUUCGGGAAUUAUUGCGAAGGGAAUUGUCCGGCGUAUAUGGCUGGAGUUCCCGGAUCUGCUUCAUCUUUUCACACUGCUGUUGUAAAUCAGUACCGGAUGCGAGGAAUGAGUCCGGGAUCCAUGAACUCCUGCUGCAUCCCUACUAAACUCAGCACCAUGUCUAUGCUGUAUUUCGAUGACGAAUAUAACAUUGUGAAGCGCGACGUGCCGAAUAUGAUCGUGGAGGAGUGCGGAUGCGCUUGAGGAAAUGUGGAAUAUCCCGAAAGCUAUUAAAAUAAUACCAUAAUUCAUUGUAAAAAGCAAUUACUUAACUUAAGAAUUAAAGAGAGUAAACUCAUUGGCCUUAUAAUUAGGUAAACAAACUAUGUGCAUACUUUAAAAGUUAAGUCAAAGGGUUGUAAAAUCAAUAAAUGUGUCAAAUCAACUUGUUGGCUUUAAGGCAAUGGGUUUACUCACUUUUUUAAUUAGGUAACUAAUUCCUUUUUACAGUGCAGAUGUAGAAAUCUGCAUUUUAAUCACCUCAACUCUCGCCCCAACUAUUUCAGAAGACACUGUAAUAAGCAAUCAGUUGAUUUUACUUAAAAGAGAGUAAACUUGCUGGCUUAUAAUUAAUAAGUGAACAAACUAUGUGUGUAAUUAUGAAAGUUAAGUCAAUGGGUUUACCAACUUUUUGACAAUGACAAUGAGUACGUUUACAUGGACACCAAUAAUCUGAUUAAGACAAUACUCUGAUUAAGAGAAACAGAUUUUUGAUGCCCUUAAUCCGACUAACGUCAUAAUGGAACUAAACAGAAUUUAAUUAAUUGAGUAUGCUGAAUUUAGUGCCAAUAUUGAAGUGCAGUACAGACAUCUAAACAUUGCAGUCAAACUAUUAUCCUCGUGUAGGACCUUUGACCCCAUUUUGCAAAUAGUCUAUACACACAUGACUAUUUGACACUAUACUCUGCACCUACCAAGUCAGUAAAGGACCACAGACACCUGAAUCACGAAAUGCGGAGGUUUUUGU
This is a messenger RNA of Danio rerio (zebrafish), 1543 nucleotides long. The record is from RefSeq and is a predicted model, not a curated record. Lineage: Eukaryota; Metazoa; Chordata; Actinopteri; Cypriniformes; Danionidae.